Messenger RNA from Opisthocomus hoazin, 795 nucleotides. Lineage: Eukaryota; Metazoa; Chordata; Aves; Opisthocomiformes; Opisthocomidae. The record is from RefSeq and is a predicted model, not a curated record.
AUGGGAAGCAAGGCUCUGCCGGCCCCCAUCCCGCUGCACCCGUCGCUCCAGCUCACCAACUACUCCUUCCUCCAGGCUGUGAACACCUUCCCCGCAGCUGUGGACCAGCUGCAAGGUCUGUAUGGACUCAGCGCCGUGCAAACCAUGCACAUGAACCACUGGACAUUGGGCUACCCCAAUGUGCACGAGAUCACCCGCUCAGCCAUCACGGAGAUGGCGGCCGCCCAGGGCUUGGUGGACUCCCGCUUCCCUUUCCCCGCGCUCCCCUUCGCCACGCACCUCUUCCACCCCAAGCAAGGCGCCAUCGCCCACGUCCUCCCCGCCUUGCACAAGGACAGGCCCCGCUUCGACUUCGCCAACCUGGCCGUGGCCGCCACGCAGGAGGACCCCCCCAAGGUGGGCGAGCUGGCCAAGCUGAGCCCCGGACUGGCCUCGCCCCUCUCGGGCAUCAGCAAGCUGUCCCCGGACAGAAAGCCCUCCCGCGGCCGCCUGCCCUCCAAGACGAAAAAGGAGUUCAUCUGCAAGUUCUGCGGCAGGCACUUCACCAAGUCCUACAACCUCCUCAUCCACGACCCCGGUGUUUCAAGUCGUGCGUUGCGAAUAGGGGAAAAAGAAUCUCCACACAAAUGCCCCACAUGUGGAAGAACCUUUAAUCAGAGAAGUAACCUGAAAACUCACCUUCUUACCCAUACAGACAUCAAGCCCUACAACUGUGAGCAGUGCGGGAAAGUGUUCAGGCGAAACUGUGAUCUUCGGCGGCACAGUCUAACUCACACCCCGCGGCAGGACUUCUAG